Messenger RNA from Pseudogymnoascus destructans, 750 nucleotides. RefSeq lists its product as uncharacterized. The transcript has 4 exons. The record is from RefSeq and is a predicted model, not a curated record. Gene Ontology annotation, biological process: mycotoxin biosynthetic process. The coding region runs from base 52 to 750 and encodes 232 amino acids. Lineage: Eukaryota; Fungi; Ascomycota; Leotiomycetes; Thelebolales; Thelebolaceae.
AUUUAGCACUUAGAUGUUCACAUCAGCCAUCCUUAACAUCCUCAACUCAAAAUGAAGGGGAUUCCUUUGUCAUCUGCAGGCGAUGCCGAUGAUGCCGAUGAUGCCGAUGACGUCCGCAUCGCCCUCGCGAAAUGGAAACGGAGAUACUACACCCUAGCAACCCUCUACAUCCUCACCAUCCUUCUCGUCGUGGCGUAUAUCCCAAUGUCUGAUAGCCCACCGACUGGGGCGGUCCGCUCGGAGGCUUAUUUUGGAAAUAUACCGAAGGAGAUGGUCAGAUUCAGGCUGGACGAGGCGUUUGUCCAUGCAGGGUCGGGGACACCAGGGAACCGGUCAGUGUGGAACAUGUUGUUUCCGCUUGGCGCGGGGUUCGUAGAGGUUCAGAAACCGUGGAACUACGGUCUAAGGGGGGGGGUUCCGGUCCCAAACACCGAGGAGGCGACAGAGAUAUACUCCAUCUCAAUGUUCCAUCAGAUCCAUUGCCUGUCAAUACUCAAGGACGCCUUCGGUCGCGACAGAGACGUGAGCGAACACCAAGCGGCGGAAAGUAACUUGGGUCACUGCUUCGACUAUCUGCGUCAGGCGAUCAUGUGUACGGGCGAUACAACGCUGGAAACGGCACUGGUGAACGCUGACGAUGUGAUAUCUGGUUUCGAUGGAUGGGGCGUUCUACACGAGUGUCGGAGCUAUGAGGCGAUAUUUGAUUUUGCGGAGGCGCAUCGGAUGAAAGAUGACACUUGUCUUAUGUAG